GGUUACGAGACAAAGUAGAGAAAGAAAAGGAAGCAACUUGCUGCUGCUGCUGCGAUUACCUCCGCCACCGUCUCUUUAACCACCAUAAAAAAACUACCUCCACCUUCAUCACCAUCUCUUUAACAAACAUAACCCAUUUUUUCAUCCAAAACAAACAGAACUCAUUCCAUCAAAUCAACACCAACACCUCCACCGUAGCCAGAACCACCGCCGGACCUCUCCCCCUCUCUCUAGGCAAUAAGCUGCUGUCACGCAAGGAGAUCGCUCGCACCUUCGUCGACGACGUCAACUUGUGUUUAAGAUCUCAUCUAUACUACCCUGUUCACCAUGUUCCAAUUAGAUGUUUGGCUGAAAACAAUGCUAGUUGGCAAUUAGACAAAAGGGAGAUGGAUGAAUUCGAGGAAGCUUUUAAUGCUCAACAAAAUGCUCUUCCACCUAGUGAGCGGGCUCCUGAGGAGGUUAGAGAUACAAUAAUGCUGGAUCAAUUUGUCGAGGUUGCUGGCGGGAUGCAAAGAAAUCAUCUUAGGGGGCAAGGCAAUGCAUCUUCAUUGGUCAUAAGGACCCCGAUGGGAUAUAGACUUGAUCCUAGCUCCACUUUUAGCUCGAGUAGUUCUUUCGCUCGAUCUAAUGCAGCUGUUGAUUUUGAAGAGAUGGAACGUCGACUCAAAGCUGACAAUGAUGCUCGGGUUCAAGCCGAGGUUGCAUCUCAGCUCCAAUCUCAUAUGGACACAAUGAGGUCGCGGCUCCGAGCUGAAGCAAGGGAUGACAUUGAAUUAAUUGUCCAAAGGAGAUUUACACAACACCAACCACAACAACAAAACUCCCAAAACAUGCCAGCUCGCCACUCAGCAUAUGUCAGCUCGAAUCCUUAUCAGCAACACGCACGAUACGUGCCGCAGCCACAGAUGCCAGCUCGCCAUUCAUCGCCAUUAGUUUUAUAUUUUUAUGUCUUUAUCAAAAAACAAAAUUAUAUUUUAUGUGGUAUGAUAUUUAUUUAAAUAUGUAAUAUUUUUAAU
Trifolium pratense (red clover) is the source of this 1016-nucleotide messenger RNA. RefSeq lists its product as uncharacterized. NCBI's taxonomy places the organism in Eukaryota, Viridiplantae, Streptophyta, Magnoliopsida, Fabales, Fabaceae. The transcript has 4 exons. The record is from RefSeq and is a predicted model, not a curated record. The coding region runs from base 387 to 998 and encodes 203 amino acids.